This is a messenger RNA of Westerdykella ornata, 2079 nucleotides long. Its product is annotated as MFS general substrate transporter. NCBI's taxonomy places the organism in Eukaryota, Fungi, Ascomycota, Dothideomycetes, Pleosporales, Sporormiaceae. The transcript is spliced from 6 exons. Gene Ontology annotation, biological process: transmembrane transport. The record is from RefSeq and is a predicted model, not a curated record. Gene Ontology annotation, cellular component: membrane. Gene Ontology annotation, molecular function: transmembrane transporter activity. Bases 344 to 1900 code for a protein of 518 amino acids.
AGCCACCGAUGCGAGCCCGGUAAUUCAAGCAAAGUAUAUCGGUAAAUGCUUCUGGGUGCAUGUCCCAGCCUUUUUGUAAUCAUCGGCAAGAGAUAAACCCCAGAUGACGCUACCCCGCACGCCACGCUGAUCCGCAUCCACUUUCCGGAGGUUAUCUCCGCAUAGGACAUGUUGGGGAAUACAAAGUAGGUAACCCGAGCCAUGGCCCUGGUCGCUUAUUCCCUGCAUCAGGGCCAUGCGUGGGCAAUUGACAGGAGUACAAAACCGCGUUGGGCCGCACUUGAGGAUCCGGAGUUCAACGUCCCGCUUGGAACAAUCGGUGCCUGGGGCCAAAACACGCACAAUGUCGAGGGACGCAGAGAAGACGCCAGGAGAUUUCAAAGAUGGAGCUCUUGGGGCGAGCGAUUUCGUGGAAAAAGAGCAUGUUGAAGACAAAGCGGUAAUUUCAGAUGGCGAGGUGGAAGCGAACCACGUCGAGGUGUCUGAAGCUGAGGCGAGGCGGAUUCUGGCGAAGGUGGAUUAUCGACUCGUACCUAUGUUGGCACUCCUCUAUCUGGUCGCAUUUAUAGAUCGGUCCAAUAUUGGAAAUGCGAAGAUUGCAGGUCUCACUGAAGAUCUCAAAAUGAAGGGCUUGCAAUACAAUACUGCCGUCACUCUGUUCUUCGUCCCAUACACGCUACUGGAAGUUCCUUCCAAUAUCGUGCUGAAGAUGAUGAGGCCGAGUCGCUGGAUUGCGAUCCUUAUGUUUUCAUGGGGCUUGGUGAUGACGUUGAUGGGUUUAGUUUCCAGCUAUGGCGGUCUUCUCGCCGCUCGCUGGUUCCUAGGUGUAACAGAGUCUGGCUUCUUUCCAGCAGCAACAUUCCUUCUGACGCUAUGGUACCGAAGAUACGAAGUCCAGCGCCGCAUGGCGGUAUUUUACGUAGCCGCAUCCCUAUCCGGAGCCUUUUCUGGGCUUCUGGCCUUCGCGAUUCAGAAGCUCGACGGCCGAGCAGGACUCUCUGGAUGGCAGUGGAUCUUCCUGAUCGAAGGUCUUAUCCCGGUCGCACUGGCUCUUGUCAUAUGGAAGAUCCUGCCAGAUUCACCGGAAACCGCAAGUUUCUUGAAACAGGAAGAGAGGGAUUUCUUAGUCCGCCGCCUUGCAGAGGAGACUGGCUCUGGACAUGGCAGAGUCACGAACCAAGACAAGAUUAACAAGAAACACAUCGUUGCAGGAUUAUCAGACUGGAAGGUCUGGGCUGCUGUUGUUAUCUUCUGGGGAAAUACAUGUGGCGUAUACGGCUUCACUGCGACGGUUCCCACCGUCAUUGCAGAUCUCGGCUACUCGUCUGCCAAUGCGCAGCUCAUGACCAUUCCCAUCUACGUUUUUGCGACCAUCAUCACGUUGAUCUUCGCGUGGUGGUCUGAUUACAAGCGUACUCGGUCGCCCUUCAUCAUCGCCGGCUACUGCAUCGCAUCUUGUGGCUUCAUCGCUCAGCUCGCGAUUCCGCAUCCGAAAUACCCCGGUCUCACCUAUGGCUUUCUUUUCCCCGUGGCUGGCGGACUCUACUGCCCGUUCAUCUCACUGGUAUCAUGGAUUGCGAACUCGCUCGCCCCAAGCUCGAAACGUGCCGUGGGCAUGGCACUGCUCAUUUCCGUGGGUAACAUGGGCGGCAUCAUGGGCUCCAACAUCUAUCUUGCGCGCGAAAAGCCAAAAUACCGCACCGGGUUUGGAGUAUCUCUCGCCAUGUGCAUUGCCGCCAUUGUGAUGACCUUCGUCUUGAGGUGGGCAUAUAGCCGAGAAAAUGCGAAGAGGGAUCAGCUGCUUGCUGAGCAUACGGAAGAAGAGAUUCGAGCUCAAUAUACGGAGGAGCAGAUGCUGGAACUUGGUGAUCGAAGCCCUUUUUGGCGAUAUACGCUAUAAAGCUUGCCCGUGGGCACAUGUGUUUGGAUUAUACGAUCUGCACAGGAAGGUUCUUUGGCGUGCAGAACAGAGAGUAAACAUAGCGAAAUGCAAAGAGAAGUCGCCAGCGCGUUACAGGCAGGGCUGAAUACAGCAGGAUUGACUUGAGUGACAGCAAAUGUAGCGGUCUGACAUGGGAG